Aspergillus heteromorphus CBS 117.55 is the source of this 858-nucleotide messenger RNA. RefSeq lists its product as uncharacterized. Gene Ontology annotation, cellular component: HAUS complex; cytosol. The coding region runs from base 1 to 858 and encodes 285 amino acids. The record is from RefSeq and is a predicted model, not a curated record. Gene Ontology annotation, biological process: spindle assembly. The transcript has a single exon. NCBI's taxonomy places the organism in Eukaryota, Fungi, Ascomycota, Eurotiomycetes, Eurotiales, Aspergillaceae.
AUGGACAGCCCCCUCGUCUCCCCCGCAAAGGCCCGCCAGGCAGCUAUCCAGGCCAAAGACUGGGCCUAUGUGAACUCCUGGCUGGGUCGGCAAUAUGCGCCCAAUCCGAUUCCUAACUUUGAGCGGAAUGAUGAUACCCUACGCACUCUACUGGCCCUAGCUGCCGCCAACGAUGCUGCGGACGAGGAAGCCACGGUGCUCCAUCAAGCGCGCGAGGAAGCGGUCCGGCAGUUCAAGGCCGGAGAAGAGAUGGAAGAGAAACAGAAGACGGAGAUCUUGGAUGAGGUGGAGAUGAGUCUUGAUGAUAAUGGCACGCGGAGUCUGGAGGAUUUGGCACAGACGACUGCGGUGCUUGGGGCCCUCAGCUCAGAAACGAGAGACCUUGGCCAGUCAAUUAUCGAACUCACGAAGGAAGAAUUCGGCGUCCAGGAGCAGCUGUCUAAGGUUCAGACGCUACACAGCUACCUAGAAACCGAGCUGGCGACGCUCCGAGAGCAGCUUAUGGAUCUUAAAACGAACGAGGCGUUUGAGACACCCGCCAACCUCCCGGCACAAACAGCUGAAUGGACGAGAGGUACCAAAUUGCUCAACGCCAAGGUUGGCGAGUACCAGGAUAAGAUUGCCUCCCUGCAAAGGAACCAGAGCAAGGGGCCUACGCUUGAGGAAGUCAUUGCAGAAGAGGAGAGCGUCACAAAAAUGCUGGAAGCCGUCAAGACAUUACAGACUAGGGUUGCAAUGUUUCAUGACCUCCCGAAGGACAUACCCGGAGCCAGGUCCAGGUACAAGGAACUAGAACGGGAGCUUGACGAACUCACCCUGCAACGGGAUGGCAUGUUCGAGAAGCUAGUGGACAGGUAA